Nicotiana attenuata is the source of this 1113-nucleotide messenger RNA. RefSeq lists its product as uncharacterized. Bases 233 to 883 code for a protein of 216 amino acids. The record is from RefSeq and is a predicted model, not a curated record. Lineage: Eukaryota; Viridiplantae; Streptophyta; Magnoliopsida; Solanales; Solanaceae. The transcript has a single exon.
CUUUUAUCUCUUCAUCUUGAUUUUUAUCUUUCAAUUUACUAACAGAUAAGAAAAAUGAACCAUCCAGGUUGUUGAUCUAUUGCUCGACGAAAAUGUUGUUCCUAAAGGCACAAUUGAGGUGAAUUCUUUGAACAAGGGAGGCCUUACACCUUUGGAUGUACUACUUAAGGAAUCUGGAGAUAGAGAUAUUGAGGAAAUUCUAAGAGCAUGUGGUGCUGUAUCUGUUGAAAACAUGCAAACUUCACAGCAAGAAGCUUCGCCCCAAUCUUGGGUUGCAGUUCAAGAUCCAUCAAAUGUACAAUCCAGCAGAGAGCACAGGAGAGAUCAGCCUCAAUCUCGUUCUAAGAAGCUUCAAGAUUACUUCAAGCACAACAAAACCAAAGAUUCUCCAGGAAAAGUAAGAGACACCCUUCUUGUAAUAGCUAUUUUAAUUGCAACAGCAACUUAUCAAGCAGUGUUAAGUCCACCAGGAGGUGUUUGGCAGGACACUUACUGGCCCGACGCUAAUAACAGCACCAGAAAUGAUGGAAAAGUGCCCUCACCACGUAUCACAGGUCAGUCAGUGAUGGGAACCAUCAAUCCAAUUACCUAUGGCUUGUUCUUGGUUUUCAACUCCAUCGGAUUUUUCGUGUCUCUUCACAUGAUAAAUUUCCUCACCGUAGGAUUUCCUUUGCAAUUGGAACUGCAAGUCUCACUUGUUGCCUUGAUAGCAACCUAUGAUACUGUGAUGUCUGCAAUAACGCCUAUCCGAGGAAUUUCUAUCUUCUUUUCUAUCUUCUCUUCAGUCUUUCCAAUUUUAUUGCCUUACAUUACAAUGUUAGUGAGAAACUAUUGGAAGAAACCUAGAUUCUUAUCAAGACGUAGGAAUUGUUCAGGUACUUGAACAACAUCUUCCUGUAUUUUUUAUUUUUUUUGAUCAACCAGGAUGUAUUGAAAUUCUAAAAAAAAACCUUGUUUUUGAACUCAAUUACAAUCUCUUUUACUUGAUUGCCUUCAGAUAUUUCUCUUCCAAUUACCCUGGUUAAUUGAUGAUAAUGGAAAAUGAACUCAUGGGUACGUUUCAUACUGAUUCAAUUUGACUUAGCUAAACACAUAGCGCAAUAAUUGCUCAAA